This is a messenger RNA of Elaeis guineensis (African oil palm), 1933 nucleotides long. RefSeq names its product protein disulfide-isomerase. Gene Ontology annotation, biological process: response to endoplasmic reticulum stress; protein folding. NCBI's taxonomy places the organism in Eukaryota, Viridiplantae, Streptophyta, Magnoliopsida, Arecales, Arecaceae. Gene Ontology annotation, cellular component: endoplasmic reticulum. The record is from RefSeq and is a predicted model, not a curated record. Gene Ontology annotation, molecular function: protein disulfide isomerase activity.
CGUAAGGUAUGGCACGGGCGCGUUUUUUCGCCGCCACCUAUGCUGGCUUUGUGGUCUAUAAAAGUCUUUCUCACGUCUUGCUCCCAAAAUCCCAAUAAAGUCCCAAUUCGAUCUUGGGAGAUAGAGUUGGAAAGAACUCUGCCUGUGAGUUCGUUUCUCAUUCCCAUGGCGAUUUCUAGGGUUUCGAUCUGCGCCGCCUUUUUGGCGUUCCUUGUGUUCUCGACUUUCGCGCCGGCGCGAUCGGAGGAGGCCGGCGCUGAAGCCGUGGAGGAGUCGGCGGUGCUCACCCUUGAUGCCUCCAACUUCUCGGAGACCGUCGCCAAAUACCGCUUCGUCGUUGUCGAGUUCUACGCCCCAUGGUGUGGACAUUGCAAAAGACUUGCUCCAGAGUAUGAGAAAGCUGCAUCAAUACUGAGUAAGCAUGACCCUCCUGUUGUUCUUGCUAAAGUUGAUGCCAAUGAUGAGAAGAACAAAGAGCUCGCUUCUAAGUAUGAGGUGUCGGGCUAUCCCACGCUUAAGAUUCUAAGGAAUCAAGGAAAUAACAUCCAAGAAUACAAAGGUCCAAGGGAGGCUGAAGGUAUUGUUGAAUAUCUGAAGAAACAAGUUGGCCCUGCUUCAGCUGAGAUAAAAUCAUCAGAGGAUGCUGUCACUCUCAUUGAGGACAAGAAAAUUGUUGUUGUGGGGGUGUUCCCUGAUUAUUCUCAAGAGGAGUUUAAAAAUUUUAUGAUAGUAGCCGAGAAACUACGAUCAGACUAUGAUUUUGGUCAUACUUUGGAUGCUAAGCUGCUUCCGCGUGGAGAUUUGACAGUCAGUGGACCUAUAGUUAGGCUGUUCAAGCCAUUUGAUGAACUUUUUGUUGAUUCCCAGGAUUUUCAUGUGGAUGCUUUAGAGAAUUUCAUUGAAGUUGCUGGUGUGCCUAAGGUUGUCACUUUUGAUAAUGAUCCAAGCAACCAUCCACUUCUCAUUAAAUUCUUCAACAAUCCUAAUCCCAAAGCUAUGUUCUUUUUGAAUUUCAGCAGUGAGUAUUUUGAUUCUUUUAAGUCCAAGUACUAUGAAGUUGCUGAGCUCUACAAAGGAAAGGGCAUAAGCUUUCUGAUUGGUGAUCUUGAUGCCAGCCAAUCUGCUUUCCAGUUCUUUGGCCUCAAAGAAGAACAAGCACCCCUUGUCAUCAUACAAGAGAAUGAUGGCCAGAAAUACCUCAAACCAAAUGUAGAAGCUGAUCAAAUUGCAACAUGGGUGAAGGAUUACCUGGAUGGCAGCUUGUCACCAUUUAAAAAGUCAGAGCCAAUUCCUGAGGUCAAUGAUGAACCUGUAAAGGUGGUUGUGGCUGACAGCCUUCAUGAUGUGGUUUUCAAGUCUGGGAAAAAUGUUCUGCUUGAAUUUUAUGCACCUUGGUGUGGACAUUGCAAGAAACUAGCACCUAUUUUAGAAGAAGUUGCUGUCUCAUUCCAAAGUGACGAUGAUGUUGUUAUUGCAAAGAUGGAUGCUACUGCAAAUGAUGUCCCGAAGGAGUUCAGUGUCCAGGGUUAUCCAACUGUGUAUUUCUCUUUGGCAAGUGGCAAACUUGUGCCAUAUGAUGGGGACAGGACAAAAGAGGACAUCAUUGAUUUCAUACGGAAAAAUAAGGAUGCAACUACUCAGAAGGAUACAACUGUCCAAUCUGAGUCUCUAAAAGAUGAGCUGUGAUCGAGGAAUUUGACAGUCACCUGUGGACGGAAGAGAACAUGCAUGCCCUCCGAGUGACAUAGUAGACAAACAUCAUGAAUCUUGUUAGACAACUUUUUAUCAAACCGAUUUGAGGAAGAUUUCAUCUUGUUAUUUUCAUAUUUAGGGAUCAAGUAUUGGACAUUCCAUCAAUGUUCUUCUUGUUUUAUCUUGAUGCCUGAGUUUCUCAGUCAUUUAAUAGUUGCAAGCCUUAGUUUUGUUUUUUUCA